Messenger RNA from Vanderwaltozyma polyspora DSM 70294, 1947 nucleotides. RefSeq names its product electron-transferring-flavoprotein dehydrogenase (gene CIR2). The record is from RefSeq and is a predicted model, not a curated record. The transcript has a single exon. Bases 1 to 1947 code for a protein of 648 amino acids. Gene Ontology annotation, cellular component: mitochondrial inner membrane. Gene Ontology annotation, molecular function: electron-transferring-flavoprotein dehydrogenase activity; iron-sulfur cluster binding. Lineage: Eukaryota; Fungi; Ascomycota; Saccharomycetes; Saccharomycetales; Saccharomycetaceae. Gene Ontology annotation, biological process: electron transport chain.
AUGAGAUAUUGGAAUACUCUGAGCUCGAAAGAGUUAAUAGUGAGGCUGUCUCGAUCAAGUUUGACUAAAAAUGUUAGAUUGAGUUCUACAAUUGCAAUUCAUUCAAAGGUAAGCCCAACUGACUUGCAAUUUGGUAGAAGAAAUUUAUCAUACUCAAGGGUCCUUUUACAAUCUUCAGAAGUACCAUUUGAUAAGAUGACUAAAGAUGAACAAUUGAGAUUAACUGAAGAAAGAGCUAUUGAUAAGGUUGAUGUUUGUAUUGUUGGUGGUGGACCUGCUGGCUUAGCUACUGCUAUUAAGUUAAAGCAAUUAGAUACCGAUGGGAAAUUGAGAGUUGUAGUUCUUGAAAAGGCAAGUGAUAUUGGUGGUCAUAUAGUUUCUGGGGUAAUUUUAGAACCAAGAGCAUUAAGAGAAUUGUUCCCAGAUUCUGAAUUUUAUGAUGCAAAUGGUGACGGUAUACCAUUACCUCCUGACUUGGUGACAAAAGUUGAAAAAGAGGAUUUAAAGUAUUUUUUGGGUAAUUUAGCUUUGCCAGUACCAGAACCUCCACAAAUGGUUAAUAAAGGCAAAAAUUAUAUUGCUUCUUUAUCACAAGUAACAUCUUAUCUUGGUGAAAAAGCUGAGGAAUUGGGUGUAGAAGUUUACCCAAGUGUUUCAGUAUCAGAGGUUAUUUACGAUGACUCAAAUGCUGUAAUUGGUGUUGCUACAAAGGACAUGGGAAUUUCAAAAUCUGGUGUCCCUAAGGAUAACUUUGAAAGAGGAUUGGAAUUUCAUGCCAGACAAGUAGUAUUUGCUGAAGGUUGUCAUGGGUCGUUGACUAAACAGAUUAUUCAAAAGUAUAAUUUGAGGGAAGAUAGACAGAAUCAAACUUAUGGUUUGGGUAUUAAAGAAGUAUGGCAAGUUAAACCUGAAAACUUCAAGAAGGGGUUUGUAGCUCAUACAAUGGGAUACCCACUUUCAAAUGAUGUUUAUGGUGGGGGUUUUCAAUAUCAUUUUGGCGAAAAUUUAGUUACUGUGGGUUUAGUUGUAGGUUUAGAUUACAAAAAUCCAUAUGUCUCACCAUAUCAAGAGUUUCAAAAGUUAAAAAAACAUUCUUAUUAUUCUAAGGUCCUGGAAGGUGGUAAAUGUAUAGAGUAUGGUGCUCGUGUAUUGAAUGAAGGUGGUUUACAAGCUGUUCCAAAGUUAAACUUCCCAGGUGGGUUGAUCGUUGGUGCCUCUGCAGGUUUCAUGAAUGUUCCAAAGAUCAAAGGUACACAUACCGCUAUGAAAUCUGGUAUAUUAGCUGCUGAAUCUAUAUAUGAAGCAAUUUCACAAUUGCCAUCAUUAGAGGAAUUGGAAGAGAAUAAUAUAGAAAAGUUGGUAGAAGAGCCAGUUAAUUUGGAAUCAUAUGAAACUGCAUUCAAGAACUCGUGGAUUUAUAAGGAGCUUAACGAAGUACGUAACAUCAGACCCUCUUUUAAUACAGCCUUGGGAGGAUACGGUGGUAUGGUAUAUUCAGGUCUUGAUUCAUAUGUUCUAAAGGGGCGUGUUCCAUGGACUUUCAGAUUCCACGAAUCCGAUGCCUCUUUAACGAGACCAGCCUCCGAAUACAAGCCUAUAAACUAUCCCAAACCCGAUGGUGUUGUUUCUUUUGAUAUUUUAACUUCUGUUUCUCGAACUGGUACUCACCACGAUGAAGAUGAAUUGUGCCAUUUAAGAGUUCCUGAUCAAGAUCUAGAGAAACAUUCAGAAAAGGCAUAUCCAAAAUGGAAAGGUGUUGAAAGUCGUUUCUGCCCUGCAGGCGUUUAUGAGUAUGUCCAAGAUGAUAAAUCACCUUUGGGUGUCAAGUUUGUUAUUAAUUCACAGAACUGUAUACAUUGUAAAACCUGUGAUAUCAAGGUGCCAACUCAAGAUAUUAAUUGGACUGUUCCAGAAGGUGGUGAUGGACCAAAAUACUCAUCAACGUAG